ACAGUCUGGUCAAGCUUCUGGUUAAGAGUCUUUAAGCACUACCAGAAAUGGGCUUUUCCAAUCAACUGAAAAUGCUACACUUUCCAAACAGCUACUGGGAGCAACAGUGAGUGACAGUUUAUUAUCUUUAAAUACAGAGCUGCUAGACUUCUGGCUUAAUCAAAGUUAACUAACAAAUGGAAGAAAAGUGGUAUUAUACAGAAAACAAUGGCAGUGGAGAUAACCGUCAAAAUACUCAAAGGCGGAGCGAUUCAGUUUCUAGUUCAUCAAGGCGCAUCCACCGAGCUCUUGAAAAACUGGUAUCUAAUUCAGCAGUGUCUUUGGAUCUGAGUCGAAAAGAUCUACAACAUCUUACUGCAGAAAUAUAUAGAUUAUUUAACCUUAGAUAUUUACAUCUGGAAGGAAAUGCCAUUUCUGUAAUUCCUGAAGAUUUUUUUCAGAGCCUGUCAAAUCUUACUUGGCUAGAUCUGCGCUAUAAUAAAUUGAAAGAGCUUCCUUCUGGGAUUGGAUGCCACAAGCAGCUGAAAACUCUCCUGUUAGAAAGAAAUCCUAUUACAAGGCUACCAGUGGAGCUUGGUAAUGUAGCUUCACUUACAGCCUUAAAUCUCAGGCAAUGUCCUCUAGAAUUUCCCCCUCUUGAAGUGAUACAAAAGGGUCUGUCAUUCAUUUUAUGCUUCCUCCGAAAGAACUGUCAUCAAAAUAUUGAAUAUGCAGAGUCUAUUUCUCCAGACUUGCCUUCUCCGCUAGAACAAGAAGCAAAGGCCAUUGUUAGAGAAUACAAGAAAAAAUGUGACAGACCACCUGAUCGUAGGAAAGCUUUCAACGCUUUGUGGAAACAGAUAAGCCUCUUUAAUUUAAUUCGGUUUAAACCCAGAAGCGCUCGAAGAAUCAGUAGUGUGUCCAGUAAAGAAAUGCCUCCUGUUGAAAAAUUAAAUUUGGCAGACAUCAUGAAAUCCAGUUUGGAUUUGUCAGACGGAUGGCCUAAUGAGGAGGAGAUGAUACGAUUUAAGAAGCUAAGGGAUGAACUUAUCCAAGAUGAAAGACAAGAGUAUCCUGAAGAGAAAAUAAUAACCAAUGAAUCUAUGCCUACAUUAAUGAGAACCAGGACAAAGGAAAGCAUCUCUCGUAAAUCAUCUAUACUUUCAUCAAGGGAUAAAAAGAAUCUGUUUCCUGCUGCUUCAUCAUAUGAUUUCAUAAUCCAGAGUAAAAUGGCAGAGGAGUGCAGAUUGGCAGCAUUAAAAGAAAUGAGGGAAAAACAAGCUUUAAUUGAACAGCGGAGAAAAGAUAAAGAAGUUCUUCAGAAAUGGAGAAAACAGGCCAGGAAGAUAAGAGAAAAGAAAGGAAUAUUGUACACAUAUUCACCCCAAAAAGGAAAUACAAUGAUAUCACAAAAUGCACCUUAUGCUACCGAUAAUAUUAAGAGCAAUGAUAAGCUAGAAGGUUGGAGAGAACCGUCUGACCUGGAUGAGCACAUAGAAACAGCCCAAAAUAUAAAUUCAAUGAAAACCGCUGAUACCUUCAGAACUGCAAAAUACAAGGAAGUAGAAAAUCGCAUUAAACAACACACACAAUUAAUGAAAGAAAAAAGAAAGAAGUUAAGAGCACUACCCAAAGAAGAUAUGGAAAAAGCAAAUCAAGACCUUGAAACUGUUGAGCAUUUGGAGGAGGAGCUUGCUGAAUUGAAGAAGGACCUUCACAAGGAGUAUCGUUUCACCGCUUUUACAGGCGAGCUGCUUCCUACAGCAAAUAAUCUCCUGCCCACAAAUAUAUUUUCUAAAAUGACAUUUUAAGUGGAUGAAAGACUGUCUCUCAAGCAGCAGCCUCUCACUAGUUGUUUUUCAGGGGAAUCGGUUUUUUAAAAAGACUUUAUAAAACUAUGUAUUCCCUCUUUAUUGUUGAUUAUGUUUUUACUUCAUAAAGUUAGAAUUUAAUAUAUGUCCUAAGGCUUUGGAAUACCUUAUACCGUAGUAGUUGCAGUGUGGGUUUAAGGACAAUGUGGUUGCAUUUUGUUUUUGUUUUUUUUCCUAUCUUCUCAGAAUUCUUUUGUGAAGGUAUGUUUCAUAAUUUAAUAUGUAUUAAUGAGUCUUAGCAGAAAUAGAAAAGUUUUUAAUGUAAUUGCCUAUUGUGCUAAUUCUGGUAUAGUAACCUCAGGAAUCAAAUAACAACCCUUCUUGAUGAAGGUUUUUGGGAAUGGGAGGUGAUCAACUUGGCAUUUCAUCACUCCUAAACCAAUGGAUCCCUCCCUCCCCCCCCCCCCAAAAAAAAACUGAUUGAGAAGAUUUAGAGUGAUAUUUCGCUCAUUAGCAUCUGUGUGCCUUAGCUGAGAGGCCUAUUUUCCAAGUUAAGAUAAUGUUUGGCUUCAAAGUUUCUAACCAUUUAUCAGAUUUUAUUUUUGUGCCCUCAAAAGUGAUAAAACUUGUCUCUGAACUUGGAUCCUCAAGGAUUCUGUUAUUACAGAAAUGUCAAGGCUGAUAGAAAGCUACACACUGAACUUGAGGAGCUAUGGGUAGAAAACAAAUCUCCCUGAAGCAAUUAUUCAUCAAAUGCAUUUUAUCAUAUUAAGCAAAUAACUUUAACUGAGAACCAUUGCUAGUGUCUCCAUGUGUGAUGUUUGGAAUCAUUUAAGGAAUGCAGAUACUUUACUUAAAUACCAAGAAAUCAGUAGCAAAGUGGUCAAGAGUAAAGAGACUGCUCUGAUCUUUAUGUAUUUCUUUAAUUGAUUUAUGUAACCACCCACUCAUCAUAUAACUCAGCCUCCUUAGAUUUAAACAAUCUGUUAAAGACAGGAUAUGACUGUACCAGCUGUAUUUCUCUUGAUACAAUAAACAGCUGAUGUUUCUUCUCUG
Pantherophis guttatus is the source of this 2846-nucleotide messenger RNA. Lineage: Eukaryota; Metazoa; Chordata; Lepidosauria; Squamata; Colubridae. The record is from RefSeq and is a predicted model, not a curated record.